CUUAGCCAAUACUUUGUAAUCGACAGCGCCGCGAUGCGGAAGGUUUUCGCAUCCUUCUGAGAAGUUAUUGUGAGUGAUUCGCCAUCGCCUCGGGACAUACUGUGGGCCGAUACCUUCAUCCUGCAGGAUCGUACGCUGCGGAAAAUCGGACAGUGCAUAAAUCUGUGUGUGACUUUCCGGAGUGGUUGGAAAAUUCGAGAUCAGAUUUUUCUUUUCUCGGACCUUCGAAAGUGAAUAUAGUUUCGGGACCCACUACUUUCAGUUACGAUUGCAGAGAGUAGCAAAUUGUGAAGUGGAGUAUCGUAGCGUAGAUCCAGAAAUUUAUGGAUCAUUGUUAUGGAUUUUAUCGCCUGGACUUGGAUUAUUCCAAAUAAUCGGUUACAGUGUCAGAAGUGUAUAAACUUGCUGUGUGUGAUUUACUGAACUGAAACCCGAAGUGUGUUUGACGAAGUUCUCCGGAAGCCACAUAGAAGUGAUCCCUAUGGACUGUUGUAUGCACUAUAGAUUCGUGAAGUGAUCUCAAUGAUGGAGGACACGCAAUAACUGGAAAACUUUUCGGAGGAGCGGUGUGAACAUUUAAGGAAACCAUAUUGGUUCGCUUUCCAUCCAAGGACGUAUUAUUAAGGUUUGAGGCUACCGUCCCUCUCUCCCCAUCACCUGGAACCACCACCACCAGCCCCCCACAGGAAGGAUUUCGAUAAACCCAAGCGCCGGAGAGGAAUCCGGAGAAAGGAAAAUUAUGGCUAACCCACAGCUUCUGUGGGCGUUAGUCCUGCUCGGCACUUUGACGCUGCUGCCGGCGACGAUUGAAGCCGCACGCUUCGAAUGUCAACAGGAAGGCUUUGCAACCGAUCCGAAUGAUUGCAGCGCAUUCUAUCGAUGUGUACAGGAAGAUGACAAACUGGUAGCAUAUAAAUUCAACUGUGGGCCAGGAACCGUUUACUCCAUGGUAGAAAACACUUGUGUUCAUCCGAGUAAUUCCGAGCGAAUGGAAUGCGGCGGUGGAAACAAUGAAAUUGACGGAAAUGACAAUUACCAGACGGCGGGCGAAGCCUCAAAUGCACAGGGAACAACAGACCAAUCUGUUCAACCGAAGCCUGCGCAAGACACACAACAGCCAGAGGCGCCACAGCAAUCGAACGAAUCGUCGCAACCAUCUGAACCUCAACAGCCUGCCCAACCUGAACCAUCUGACAAUGAGAAUGAUCUCAAUUCUAACAUUGAUGAAAACAAUGAUUCGGAGGGAGGCUAUGUCUACGAGAAGCCUUCAUCAUCGCUCGAGCAACAAACAGCUGUUGCGGAUGAUGGUUCCCCUUGCACCGAGGAAGGUUUUGUAGGUGACUUACUGGAUUGCCAAGCCUUCUAUCGAUGCGUAGCGGACGGAAAAGGUGGUUUCACUAAAUAUCCCUUCCGUUGCGGCGACGGAACAGUUUGGGACGACCGGAUCAACGCGUGUAAUCACGAUUAUGCUGUUGAGCGUUGCACGAAAAAUGCGGAAAACGACUACGUCGUAAAUACGGAAAGCUUCAGUCAGAUGAAUGCCUCAGCGGAACAAAACAUGACUCAAUCCAGCGGAUCCAUGACGUCGAACGGUGUUACAACAAACACGACUUCUUCACAAAAUAACAGUAGCAGCAGCAUGAGUAGCUAUCAAAAUCAGACUAUGUCGACCAAUGAUGGUCAAGGUAGUUCUACGCAAUCCUCAACUAGCAGUUCAAGUUCCAGCAGCAGCAGUAGCAGUAGCAGUAGUAGCAGUUCAAGUAGCUCAAGCAGUUCUUCUUCAGGUAGUAACGGAAGUAAUCAAAGCCAAGGAUCUUCGAACAAUAACCAAGGCUCCAGCAGUCAGUCGAACAAUCAAAACCAAGGUUCGAACAGCAACAGCCAGUCCAGUAACCAGAAUCAAGGAUCAAACAGUCAAAGCAACAAUAAUCAACAAAGUUCGUCUAAUAAUAAUCAAUGGAGCAACCAGAACCAGAAUCAAAACAACAACAAUCAGGGCAGCAGUCAGGGAUCAAGCAGUAGUAACCAGAAUCAAGGAUCAAGCAGCGGUCAAAGCCAAAGCAAUCAGUCGAAUCAGCAAAAUCAAAACUCGAGUAGUAAUCAGAAUCAAGGCUCAAGCAGCAGCCAACAGCAGAGCAGUCAAAACCAAAACAGUAAUAACCAGUCGAGCAAUCAGAGCAACAACCAAGGUUCAAGUAGCAGUAGCAGUAACCAGAAUCAAGGAUCUAAUCAACAGCAGAAUCAAAACAAUCAAAACAGUCAAUCAUCCAGCAAUAAUCAAAGCAAUCAGAACAAUCAAUCGUCUAGCAGUAAUCAAAAUAAUCAAAACAGUCAAAACAAUCAAAACAAUCAGUCGUCCAGCAGCAAUCAAAAUAAUCAAAACAACCAAAACAAUCAAUCAUCCAACAAUAGUCAAAGCAAUCAGAGCAAUCAAUCGUCCAGCAGUAAUCAAAAUAAUCAAAACAAUCAGAAUAAUCAAAGCAAUCAAUCCAAUAACAAUAAUCAAAACAACCAAAAUAACCAAGGCAAUCAAUCCAAUAACAAUAAUCAAAACAACCAAAAUAAUCAAAACAAUCAAUCAACCAGCAAUAAUCAAAACAAUCAAAACAACCAGAACAAUCAGGGCAAUCAAUCAUCCAACAAUAACCAAAACAAUCAAAACAAUCAGAGCAAUCAGAAUAAUCAAAAUAAUCAAGGCAAUCAGAACAAUCAAAAUAAUAGUAACAAUAAUACUAACCAAUCUGGGUCAUCGGAGAAUGGAAACUCAAACCAAUCGAACAAUAAUCAAGGCUCAGGUUCCGAAAAUCAGGGCUCACAAGGGUCUGAAGGCCAAAGCUCGAACAACAAUAAUAAUGAAGCAGCCCACACCACUCAGGCUCCAACAAAUGCACCACCACACCAACAAGCAACUACGGAACCAUCCGAAACAGGCUCAACCCAAGCUCCGUCGAACAUUGAAGCAUCAACAGCUCCUUCCGAGUCUUCAACUUCGGAUGCCACCACCGUUGCACCAGUCACAACAACUGAUGACAGCACUGAUCCAGAUCUUAACGAAGUACAAACGACAUCAACUGCAGCAACUGCGGCUACAACCACAACAUCUUCAACGACACCGUCAACAGGUGCCCCGCCGACUGAGCAAACCGCUCCUGCUGGUUCUACCGCUACAACCACAAAUAGUGCAACCGCUACUCCGACCCCCAACAGGCCAAAUGAACUACAAACGACAACAACUGCUAAACCUACUUCUACCGGCGGCGGAAACGGCGCAUCUCCGAGGUGCACCAACGAUGGAUUUAUGGGUGACCCACAGGAUUGUCAAAAGUUCUACCGUUGUGUGUCGAAUGGACAAGGAGGAUAUACGAAAUAUGAUUUCAAAUGUAGUGAUAAUACGGUUUGGGAUGACAGUAUUUCGAACUGCAAUCACGCUUGGGCUGUCGAGAAUCCAACUUGUCGUCAAGAACUUGCAGGGCAGGGUUCUGGAUCGGACGGCUCGAACAAUAAUCAAGGUCCAAGCGGCCCCAGCAAUAACAAUCAAGGUCCAAACGGGCCGAGCAAUAAUAAUCAAGGUCCCAAUGGUCCCAACAAUAAUAAUCAAGGUCCAAAUGGUCCCAACGGUCCAAAUGGUCCUAACGGGCCUAACAAUAACAAUCAAGGGCCAAGUGGACCUAACAAUAACAAUCAAGGCCCCAAUGGUUCAAACAAUAAUAAUCAAGGUCCAAACGGUCCCAACAAUAACAGUCAAGGUCCAAACGGUCCCAGCGGUCCAAACGGUUCCAACGGUUCAAAUGGUCCAAAUGGACCAAGCGGUCCAAACGGGCCAAGCAAUAGCAACCAAGGACCAAGUGGACCUAACAAUAACAAUCAAGGCCCAAGUGGUUCAAACAACAAUAAUCAAGGUCCAAAUGGUCCCAACAAUAAUAGUCAAGGUCCAAACGGUCCCAGCGGGCCGAACGGUCCCGAUGGUCCAAAUGGACCCAGCGGUCCAAAUGGACCCAGCGGUCCAAAUGGUCCAAACGGUCCAACUGGUCCAAAUGGACCAAGCGGUCCAAACGGGCCAGGCAAUAACAACCAAGGACCAAGUGGGCCUAACAAUAAUAAUCAAGGCCCAAGUGGUCCAAACAACAAUAAUCAAGGUCCAAAUGGUCCCAACAAUAACAGUCAAGGUCCAAACGGUCCCAGCGGGCCGAACAGUCCAAAUGGACCCAGCGGUCCAAAUGGUCCAAACGGUCCAAACGGUCCAAAUGGUCCAAACGGUCCAACUGGUCCAAAUGGACCAAGCGGUCCAAACGGGCCAGGCAAUAACAACCAAGGACCAAGUGGGCCUAACAAUAACAAUCACGGCCCAAGUGGUCCAAACAACAAUAAUCAAGGUCCAAAUGGUCCCAACAAUAACAGUCAAGGUCCAAACGGUCCCAGCGGGCCAAACGGUCCCGAUGGUCCAAGCGGUCCGAAUGGUCCAAACGGGCCGAGCAAUAACAACCAAGGACCAGGAGGUCCUAACAAUAAUAAUCAAGGUCCAAAUGGAGAAAAUAAUAAUAACCAAGGCAGUUCAGGAGGUCCAGGAGGACCGGAAGGACUUGGUGGUCCAGGAGGUCCAGGAGGUCCAGGAGGACCAGGAGGUUCGGGAGGUCCAGAUGGACCGAAUGGUCCAGAAGGUUCGAACGGUGGUCCAGGGAGUCCAGGCGGUCCGGCAGAACCAGGAAGUCCAGGUAGCCCCGGAGGUCCAGGCCAAAGUAAUCAAACCAAUUCAACGCAAUCUACUGUACCCCCAUGCCAACAAACAACUACAACUAGUGCUCCAGCUGUGCCUGCCGGAAGCAAUGGUAUUUGUGAACGAGAAGGUUUUAUGGAACAUGAAUCCAACUGCAAAAAAUUCUAUCGGUGUGUGGAUAACGGAAAUGGAGGUUACACACGAUAUGAAUUUAGUUGUGGUGCUGGUACUGUUUGGGACAACGAUAUAUUGGCAUGUAACCACCCGGGAUCGGUCCAGAAUUCGAAAUGCGGAACAGGUGGUCAGAAUCCUUCUGAAAACACUGAAGGCCGUCCUGAUGGAGGCAGCCAACAAGGACCCGGAAAUACUUAUCUACCACCAGAGCAGUCAAAUAAACCUACGGAAGCAAUGCCAAGUACAGAGAUGUCCACUGAUGUUCCAUCAACUGGCACUUCUGAUGCACAAACUACGAUAGCCCAAGAAUCAACGCCAAGUACAAGUUCGAUGGAAACAACAGGAUCCACAGACACUACCAUUACCACCCAAGAAACAACAGAAUCGCCGAAAGAAGAGACAACUGCAUCGGUUCCAGAAACCACAGCAACCCCGGCUAAAGAAACCUCAACAGAUACAGCUCAGGAAACCACAACUGCAGCAACCCAGGAAACCACAAUAACGACACAAGAGCAAGAAACAACCCCACCAAAUCCUGAACAAACUACUAAAACCGCUGAGGAGACUACUUCACCUACAAGUCAGACAGAUGGCACUAGUUCUACUCAAGAAUCAAGCACCAGUUUUACAACAGACCAACCAACUACACCACAGGAGCAAAAUCAAACAACAACAGAAACUACCGAACAAACCACUGAAACUCAAUCCGCUACUACGCUUUCACCAGAAGGAUGUGAAACCGAAGGAUUCAUGACGCAUCCGGAUGAUUGUCAUAAGUUCUAUCGUUGUGUAGACAAUGGUAAAGGAGGUUUCAGCAAAUAUGAAUUUACCUGUGCUGAUGGAACUGCUUGGGAUGAUGGAAUUCAAUCUUGCAACUAUGAAUACGAAGUUGCGAAUUGUGGAGCUGGUGGUCCCUCGGAACCAGCCUCACAGAGCACUCAAGCCCCACCAGAUUCGGAAAAUCAAAUGACUACCACGCAAUCGUCUGUAUCCACGACUCAAAUGAACACUGAAAGUACUGCACAAGAGUCAACAGAUGCGCCAACUACUCCAGCUCUAGAGACGACAACUCCUUCUGCUCCAGAAACCACUACGGCUGCUACUCAAGUAACCACAACCGUUGCGGCACAAGAAACAACAACUCUAUCAGCUCAAGAAACCACAACUACAUCGGCUCCAGACACCACAACAACCUCUGCUCAAGAAGCCUCAACAGCUCAGGAAACAACUACGGCAGCUCAAGAAUCUACAGUGAAUCCUGCCCAAGAAACGACAACUGCUUCUGCUGAAGAAACCACAACUACCGCAAGUCAGCAAACCACAACAGCUCCAACUCAAGAAACCACAACUGUUUCGGCUCAAGAAACAACAACUGCUGCAGCUCAAGAAACGACAACAACUCCUGCACAAGGAACAACAACAAAUGCGGCGGAAGAAACCACUACAGCUGCAGGCCAGGAAACAACAACAACUUCGACUCCUGAAACCACGACUGUUUCAGCUCAAGAAACGACGACAACUUUAGCACAAGAAACUACGACAACUUCCGCACAGGUGACCACAACAACCCAGGACACAACAACAGUUCCAGCAACAUCUGAAAGUCCAACGACGACAGCUGAAGGUGCAACUAUGACGACUUCAUCGGCAGAAUCAACCCCCGCGGAAGAAAAGCAAGAAACUACCUCUCAAACAACCGAAAGUUCUACUUCUGGACAGGAAACUACAACAAACACCUCGGGUCCAGAGACAACACCUGCUCAACCAUCGAGUGGAGAGUGUACAUCUGAGGGUUUCAUGGGCGAUCCUAAUAAUUGCAAAAUGUUUUAUCGCUGUGUCGAUAAUGGUAAAGGGGGCUACACAAAAUACGACUUCACAUGCGGCGACGGUACAGCUUGGGAUCAAGAUCUGCAAACUUGUAACCAUGCCAAUGUAGUUGAAAUGUGUGGAAAUCAAACAGGUAAUAAAAACGAGUCAUCAACAACAUCUAGCCCAUCUACUUCCUCUCAACCACCCAUGAGUUCAACUCAAGCAUCUAGUACUGCUAGCACACCCUCAUCUACUACCACUGCUGCCACCACAACCACUACCAAUACUAACACUACUACCUUCCAACCUAACUCCUCCACCCAAACAAGCAUGAGUCCCUCUUCCUCUAGCAUGACCACCCAAAGCAUGGCUACUGCAAGCUCAAGCAUGACUACCACAAACCCGAGCAUGAUAAGUUCAUCAUCAACAUCCACCACUUCUGCAAGCACAGAAGCUUCGUCAGCAACAAGCAUGUUAGAAUCAUCUUCGACAAGCAUGACAUCAUCAACAUCAUCUAUGACCCCUGUUAACUGCACCGAGGCGGGCUUCUUUUCGAAUCCUGAUGAUUGUACAAAAUUCUAUCGUUGCGUCGAUUGGGAUGGGAAGGGUGAAAACUUCUCCGUCUUCCACUUCGAUUGUCCCGAAGGUACAAUUUGGGAUCCUGCUGUAAAUACCUGCAAUCAUGAAAAUAACGUAUCACCUCCACGAGACUGUGGUGGAAGAACAACCUCUUCCGAAUCAUCCUCAUCUACCGAAACGACAAAUAUAGCAAGCACAGAAGUUGAAUCUACUACCACUUAUAUUAUAGGAGAAGCCACAACGAAUCCCACAACAGAUCAAUCCGGCAUGGAAACAACUACCGCGGUUAGUGCAGAAAGUACGACAUCGCAAGAAACGACAGCUGGCACAGAAACCACAACAAUCGUCAGCGAAUCUAUGACGACUACACAAGGGCAAUCUGAAAGCACUACUUUGUCAGAAACAGAAAGCUCAAGUCAACCGAUCACAGAAAGCACCACUUCAGUCCCUACUGAAGGCACAACUCAGACAGGAGAAGCAACAACCACCCAGAUGAUUACCGACGGCACAACGCAACCGGAUCAAGAAACAACUACACUAUCCGAAACGACAUCCACUCGAGAGUCAGCAGAAAGCACUACCCAGUUGGUUACGGAGGGCACAACCCAGCCUGGUGAGGAAACAACAACCGUUGCAGAAUCUACAACAGUUCCAGAACCGGCGGCAGAAAGCACAACACAGACAAGUAUUGAAACCACAACGCAGCCCGGCCAGGACACAUCAACCCAACCAGCCGAAGGUGGACAAGAAACGACAGCUCAGUCAACGACUGUCGUUGGGCAGGAAACAACUGCUCAAUCGACAGAAGCUGGAGAACAGACGACAACCGAAGCCGGGUCGGAAACAACCACUCAGGCCGCUUCCGAAUCCACAACUGGAGCGGAAUCAUCGGAAGCACAAACUGAUGCGACGACAAUGCCGUCCGAUGGUGAAACAACAACAGCAGGUGGUAUACCAGCUGCUACAGAAGCCCCACAACAGUGUCCAGAGGGAUGCCAGAGUAGCUGUCCACCGGUUGAAGAUGGACAGACCAGCUUCGUGUGUCCAACAGGGUUCCGUCGACAUCCACAGGAUUGCAAUAUGUUCUACCAAUGUACCCAGAAACAAAACAGCUACGACUACAGUAUUGUGGUAUUCAGUUGUCCGAAUGCAACAGUUUACAACGAGGAGGGCAUUCAAUGUAAUGAACCUGCCGCGGGAGACGAUCGCUGUCAAUCAGCUAGUUUACGAGCACUGCGAAGUGCCAUUGGACCACAAGUUCCAGUUAUGGAGCUUAGUUCAACGAAGCCACUCUGUCCGACAGAGGGCCAUUUCGCCUUGAAUGAUCAGAAGUGCAGCUCGACGUUUGUACGCUGUGUGGCCGGCCGAGGGCGUAGCAGUACGAAACUUCAACCGAACAUGUUCCGCUGCCCAAAGGGUUACGUAUACUGGAACGUUAGUCGGCGCUGUGAGCGUGUAGCCAAAAUACCCGAAUGUAGAGGUGCCUCGAUGCAGGAACGCUCCGAGCUACCCAUCGAAUGGAUCAACAUCGGCAACAGACGCAGAAGCUUGUUCUAAAAUCGAUCGAACUCUUCGAACUAGACCGACAGGAAAUACUCAAAUGUGUAAAGGAUUUAGUCAACGACUCAUGAAGCGAUCGCGAUGAGACACGCGUACUUAGUGUAGUGAUUUAGUUUUAGCAUAAAAAAUAUUAGAAAUAGCCCAUUACUGUUAAGCUGCCACAAACAGGACUGAUUUGUACUAAAGUUAUGAACGCACACUCGUACACGACGAAUCGUUGCCUCUUGAGGCCAGAGAGAGAGUGAAUCUGCACACAUGCGACAUCUGUCUAGUUCUAGUCAGGAGGAUGUCAUAUUUAGUAAUUGCCACUCGAAAGCCAUAAUUCAGAACAUUCGAAAUGACCAAAAUACGCUACUAAGGGCAAAAACCAUGAGUCAUUUGAAGUUGCACAAAAAUUGUACAUAUUUUCCCGCCUUUCCGGAGGUAAGAAAAUAGCAUCCGGGGAUACAGUUUUUUUUUUGGUAGCCGCGAUUGAUUAGAGAAGUAGAACUUCGAAGCCAGAGCAUUUUCGCAUCCAGUUCGUGGGACGAUUGUUUCCCUUCCAUGACCAUAAGUGUUACCAUACCAAGUUGCAGCUAGCUUUUCCUGAAAACGAGCCUUUUCGCACUCGUACCAAUGGGCAAACAUAUGAGCGAUUAUUGUUUUCAGGAAAAGAAAACGCCAUACGCAUCGUACGCGAACUAUUUGUGAAUAGAAAUAAAAGAGCUCGGUGUAACAAUGUAACUAGAUGUAAGCGAAUGAAUGAAUAAAAGUAAUUUAUUGUAAA
Messenger RNA from Toxorhynchites rutilus septentrionalis, 9602 nucleotides. Its product is annotated as mucin-2-like. Gene Ontology annotation, molecular function: chitin binding. The transcript has 4 exons. The record is from RefSeq and is a predicted model, not a curated record. Lineage: Eukaryota; Metazoa; Arthropoda; Insecta; Diptera; Culicidae. Bases 740 to 8833 code for a protein of 2697 amino acids. Gene Ontology annotation, cellular component: extracellular region.